AUGGCCGCGAAAAUUAUUGAUGGAUAUCUGAGGCAAAAAGAGUUUAUAGUUAUUAAUGUGAAUAAACCCAGAUCUGAGUCUUUCUCACUUCGAUGGGACAGUCCUCUUGAUCUAGAAAAGGAAAUCGAGGCAUUAAAAAGCGUAAUUUCAGAUAUGCAAGACAUUUUUCAGCUUGGUUGGGAUGUACCUAUCUGUCAAGUUGAUGAAUAG
Molecule: messenger RNA, 210 nt
Organism: Dentiscutata erythropus
Lineage: Eukaryota; Fungi; Glomeromycota; Glomeromycetes; Diversisporales; Gigasporaceae
Source: the annotation of a GenBank genome assembly